AAAGUAACAAAAAAAGUGAAAAAUAAAAAAAAUGGCUCUACGUUGUGCUGGUCUUUUCCUGAGCAAGGAGGUAAGCUCCAACUUGUCCCAACAGAUGCGUGCCUUGAGCACCAGCGGUACCAUGAAGGCGAAUUUUCUAAAGAAUUCACCCAAUACCUCGUUGGACAAAUCGAUUUUGGCCCGUUACCGCAAUUUGGAAACUCCCAGCAAUCGCGUCCAGGCCACUUACUUGUGGAUCGAUGGUACUGGUGAGAAUAUCCGUUUGAAGGAUCGCGUCUUGGACAAAGUGCCCACUGGCGUCCAAGACUUGCCCAAAUGGCAGUACGAUGGCAGCUCCACCUAUCAGGCCCGCGGUGAAAACUCCGACACCACCCUGGUGCCCCGUGCCAUCUACAAGGACCCCUUCAAGCCCGGCAAGAACGACAUCAUUGUCAUGUGCGACACCUACCAGGCCGAUGGCAAGCCCACCGAAUCGAACAAGCGUGGUGCCCUGCAAGAGGCCAUUGAAAAGGUUGGCGAUCAGGAGCCCUGGUUUGGCAUUGAACAGGAAUACACUUUGUUGGAUGUUGAUGGCCGUCCCUUCGGCUGGCCCGUCAAUGGCUUCCCCGCUCCCCAGGGUCCCUACUACUGUGGUGUAGGUGCCGAUCGUGUGUAUGCUCGCGAUUUGGUUGAAGCCCAUGCCGUGGCCUGUUUGUAUGCUGGCAUCGAUUUUGCCGGUACCAAUGCCGAAGUUAUGCCCGCCCAAUGGGAAUACCAAGUCGGACCCAGUCUAGGCAUGAAGGCUAGCGAUGAUUUGUGGGUGUCGCGUUACAUUUUGCAACGUAUUGCUGAAGAAUUCGGUGUCGUUGUCACCUUCGAUCCCAAACCCAUGGAGGGACAAUGGAAUGGCGCUGGCGCCCACACCAACUUCUCCACCAAGGCAAUGCGUGCCGAUGGUGGCAUGAAAGCCAUCGAAGAGGCCAUUGAAAAAUUGAGCAAACGUCACGAUCGCCACAUCAAGGCCUACGAUCCCAAAGAGGGCAAGGACAACGAGAGACGUUUGGUCGGCCGCUUGGAAACCUCCAGCAUCGAUAAGUUCUCGUGGGGUGUUGCCAAUCGUGGUGUCAGUGUUCGUGUGCCACGUGGUGUUGCCGAUGCUGGCAAGGGCUAUUUGGAAGAUCGUCGUCCCAGUUCCAAUUGUGAUCCCUAUGCUGUGUGCAAUGCUCUGAUUAGAACUUGCUUGUUGAACGAAUAAGGAGGUGAAA
This is a messenger RNA of Musca vetustissima, 1244 nucleotides long. Its product is annotated as glutamine synthetase 1, mitochondrial. Gene Ontology annotation, molecular function: glutamine synthetase activity. Gene Ontology annotation, cellular component: cytoplasm. Lineage: Eukaryota; Metazoa; Arthropoda; Insecta; Diptera; Muscidae. Bases 32 to 1234 code for a protein of 400 amino acids. The transcript has a single exon. The record is from RefSeq and is a predicted model, not a curated record.